Molecule: messenger RNA, 894 nt
Organism: Gadus morhua (Atlantic cod)
Lineage: Eukaryota; Metazoa; Chordata; Actinopteri; Gadiformes; Gadidae
Gene: dnali1
Product: dynein, axonemal, light intermediate chain 1
Exons: 6
Coding region: 50-823 (257 amino acids)
Cellular component (GO): axoneme; ciliary base
Molecular function (GO): dynein heavy chain binding
Source: RefSeq, a predicted model, not a curated record
GAGUAUUUACUGUUUCUCCCGCCGUAGAAAGUGAGUUAAAGUCAUCAGAAUGAUCCCCCCGGCGGAGUCCCUGCUGAGGUACGACACCCCGGUCCUGCAGAGCAGAGCCGUGGACAGAACCGCGGACCGGAAGACCCCCAAGGCACGGUCUCUGAAGCCCAGCCCCCAGCAGCCCCCCCUGUCCGGCCCGGUCCCCCCGCCCCCCCGAUCCCCCGGGGCCGACGCCCCUAGACAGCAGACGGAGGAGGUCCUCAACGCCCUGCUGCCCCCCAGGGAGUGGGCGGAGGCGGGCCAGCUGUGGGUGCAGCAGGUGUCGAGCACCCCCUGCACGCGCUCCGACGUGGUGCAGCUCACGGACCAGCUGGACGCGCUGCUGGGGCGGCGGCAGGCCCGCGAGACCGGCAUCUGCCCCGUCCGCCGAGAGCUGUACGGACAGUGCUUUGACGAGCUGAUCCGUCAGGUGACCAUCAACUGUGCGGAGCGCGGCGUCUUGCUUCUACGCAUCCGCAACGAGAUCCGCAUGACAGUGGCGGCCUACCAGACGCUGUACGAGAGCAGCAUGGCGUUCGGGGUCCGCAAGGCCCUGCAGGCCGAGCAGGGCAAGAGCGACAUGGAGACACGGCUCAGGGAGCUGGAGCUGGAGAAGCAGGACUUGGAGCAUCAGCUGAGCGAGCAGAAGGCCAGAUGUGAGGCGGUGGAGAAGAGAGAGCUGGAGAUCCGCCAGACCGAGGAGAGGAAGCACGGUGAGGAGAUCCAGUUCCUCAAGAGGACCAACCAGCAGCUCAAGGCCCAGCUGGAAGUAACCAUCACUCCAAAGAAAUGAGAUCCUCCGACACAAGACACCUGACCUCAUUUAAGGCCUGGACGCAGAUUUAUAAAAAACAUUCAACACAU